GUGUGACAUUGAUUUCUUUAUCAUUAGAAUGGCCUCCUUUUGGUUUCUCUUACUCUUUAUCAUCAUGUCUUUCAUGGCAUCAUCACCUUUGCUAUCUUUAGCUUCUUCAUCUUCUCAGUUAAGUUCAGAUACCCCUACUAUUCCAGCUUCACCAGAAUCUAUGUCAGAUCCACCUAUGUCUCCUUUCCAAGAAUUGUCACCAGAUAUUGCUCCCCUUUUGCCAUCUCCUGGUGGAGUUGUGCCCACAACUGGCUCAUCCAUGCCCACCAUUCCUUCCAGCCCAAGUCCUCCAAACCCGGAUGACUCAAUGGCGGCAGGUCCCGGCUCUGCAUUUCCACCAUUUGGAUCAUUACCAGCUUCCGCCACGUCUCCUAGAAUAUCAGUUGGGUCUUUAAACUUAGCAGCUUUUUUGGUUGUGGUAGCAUAUUGCGUAUUGCAGCUUGUUAAAGUACUGUAAAUUAAUUUGUUGGUUAGAAAACUUCAGUCUUUGCUCAUCUUCAUUUUUUUUCACCUGUCAUAGUACAUGAUUACGAUGUAUCUAGCUAGCUAGCUACUCCUAAUACAGUUGUUUGCUUUUACGGCUCCUUUAAAGAGUUGUAUUAAUUGAAAUAA
This is a messenger RNA of Durio zibethinus, 612 nucleotides long. Its product is annotated as classical arabinogalactan protein 25-like. NCBI's taxonomy places the organism in Eukaryota, Viridiplantae, Streptophyta, Magnoliopsida, Malvales, Malvaceae. The record is from RefSeq and is a predicted model, not a curated record.